GGGCCGUCGGGCUUGAGGCUGUGCCGCGGCGUGGGAAAGCGCCUCAGAGAGGGUUUGCUCUGCUGGCGGCGCCGAGUCGUGGUGUUCCGAGCUGUACCGUGCCCGGAGCACCCCCACCCCCUACCCCGGAUUUAUUUAUCUUUGCGCCGUGCACACGAUGAAGCGACCUUGCGAGGAAACUACCUCAGACAGCGAUAUGGAUGAGACUAUAGACGUGGGUAGCGAGAACAAUUACUCGGGGCAAAGUAAUAGUUCUGUCAUUCGAUCAAAUUCCCCAACAACAACAUCUCAGAUCAUGGCCAGAAAGAAAAGAAGAGGGAUUAUAGAGAAAAGGCGCCGUGAUCGUAUAAAUAACAGUUUAUCAGAGCUGAGGCGGCUUGUGCCAACUGCUUUUGAAAAACAAGGAUCUGCCAAAUUAGAAAAAGCGGAAAUACUGCAAAUGACAGUGGAUCAUCUGAAGAUGCUGCAGGCAACAGGAGGGAAAGGUUAUUUUGACGCCCAUUCCCUGGCCAUGGAUUUCAUGAGCAUCGGCUUCCGGGAGUGCUUGACAGAAGUCGCGAGGUACCUGACUUCGGUGGAAGGUCUCGACACAUCCGACCCGCUGCGCGUUAGACUCGUGUCCCACCUGAGCACCUGCGCCUCUCAGAGGGAAGCUGCUGCCAUGACCUCCUCCAUGGUCCACCACCACCACCACCCCUUGCACCCUCACCACUGGGCAGCCGCCUUCCACCACCUGCCGGCCGCUCUGCUGCAGCCGAAUGGACUCCACGCCUCCGACGCCGCCCCUUGCAGACUCUCCUCGGACGUGCCCCCUCACGGCUCCGCCCUGCUCACGGCCACCUUCGCCCACGCCGAUGCCGCCCUCAGAGUCCCCUCGGCUGGCAGCAUCGCUCCCUGUGUCCCUCCUCUCUCUACCUCCCUCUUGUCCCUGUCGGCCACUGUUCACGCCGCGGCAGCAGCGGCCACAGCUGCAGCCCAGAGCUUCCCCCUCUCCUUCACCGGCACCUUCCCCAUGCUCCCCCCCAGCGCGGCCGCCGCCGCCGUGGCCGCGGCCACCGCCAUCACCCCUCCGCUGGCCGUGUCAGCCACUGCCAGCCCUCAGCAGGCUGGCACCGGCGGCGGCACGAAACCCUACCGACCCUGGGGGACUGAAGUUGGAGCCUUUUAAGUCCCCCCCUGCCCUGGCCACACACACCUCUUCCCACUGCAGCUCCCUCCUCUCCCUGUCAGCACACGUGCAUGUGCUCACACCCACGAGCCCGCCAUCCCCGCACCCAGCCCCAGCCUCGGCACUCGCCGUGACCUCCCUGCUCCGCCCUCACCCGAAGGGCCUGAGCGGUGCCGGCCAGCCCAGCGAGGAACGGCGCUAUUAUCCAUCCUCACUGCCGGUGUCCGACAUGGGGAGGCACCUUGUUCUUCUCCGUUUUGUCUUGCUGGAGGCACCCUGAGGGAACAGCAAUGGCUUUCAUAUCAGUGUGACCAUAUCGGCAUGUAGAGGUUCCCUGCAACAUACGUAGAAAUACGUAGACAUUAGAACUAAUAGUUCUCCAGCUAUGCAUCCUUGUUUGGCAGAGGGGUGAGGGAUUGCAUCUACCAAGUCUCCCCAGGCUAGAAAAGGAGUUCCAGUUCCAUAAGUGCCUGACAUUGAAAAAAUAAUAAAUAAAUAUAUAUAUGUGUGUGUGUGUUCUGCUAAAACAAAUAACAUUGCACAGGUAUGGAUAUGGUAUGGGAGAGAGGUGAAAUUCUGCGUUCAGCUCCAGAACUAGGAUACUUUUCCGGGGCAGAUCAUGCUCUUGAAGGAGAGAGGUUUUUUUAGCCAAAAGAUUGCCGAGGAAGAAUGUUUAGUUUGACAGGCCUAGUUCUCGCUUAGUUCACUUUCUUUGUACAGACUUGCCAGAUUGUGACGUCUAGCAUAGCAUUGGCAAAAGCAAUUAUCUUAUCAGUGCUGGGAUUAAUGAAUGUUUCAGCAUUGCCUGUGAGCCCUGAGGCACCCAUUUUUAUGGCUUAAACUUGGUGCUAGCUUCUAUCUGCACAAACAGUGAAUUUGUCAUGCACCCAGAAGUAGCCACAUAUUGAAAGUGUGCACACUUGGAUGGAGUUGAUUCAUACCAAUACAAGAGAUUCAGUGUUGUAAGAGUUCAACUUAACUUAUUUAGCUGUAUUUGGACAUUCACUGUCCAAAGCCAAUUCAGUGCAAAAUCCCUCUUCUUUUCACUAUCAACUUCUGGGAGAAUGAUCACUCUGGGUAUGAAUGAAGUUAUGGUAGGGACGACUUUUAAAUUGGCUAUUAACAUGCCAACAUUGUAAUGUGGGUUUGAUUCCAAACCAAAAUGAAUGUAUUAAUGGGAUGUGAGUAAAUUAUUUUGUCAAUACCCAGAUAACUAGUGCUGCAUAAAAUGGUUUGCUUUCAUUUUUUAUUACAGUGACUUAAAAUAACCUAAGUAUUUUAAUACAACCGGUCAAGAACUAGAGAUUUUAUGUAAAAAAAAAAAGAAAAUAAAAAUAAAACACAGCAUGUAUUAUUAUGCACUUGAUUUCUCUGCUGUGUGGAGAAAGCAAUAAGCAUUGAAAAUGUUAAACAUUAUGCAAAAUAUACUUUAAAAUAUUUGUUUUAAAAAUACUGUACCUAGUCGGUCUUUUAUGCAUUACUUUGUUAACCUUUUUUCUAUGCAAAAGUCUUUACAUAUCACUAAUUAAAUGAAGUCCUUUUUGACUGCGUUUUAUGGAUGAUCUGUUGCAGUAUUUGUUUGCUUUUGAAGAAUACUUGUGGACUCAGAGUUGUUUUCUGCCCCUGAUAACAAGCCUGUUGGCUGCUCUGUACUCUUCUGCUCCCCUUGCUCAGCCAGGAAACCCACCUUCUCCAGCGUGCUCUGGAAUAGGCAGGGAAAAACAGCAAAGCAGCAUUGGUUUUCACUGGCUCUGCAUUGAUGGUAUGCUUAAUGAUGCAAGCAUAUCUGUUCGUCCUGGAGAGCCCCAAAAAUCAUUGAGGUUUUUAGGUUCAGCUUUCCAUAGGGUUUAGAAGGUGAAAGUGUUAACCCAAUGACAUAAUAAAAAAAUCCAUAAAUAUA
Haemorhous mexicanus (house finch) is the source of this 3068-nucleotide messenger RNA. RefSeq names its product hes related family bHLH transcription factor with YRPW motif 2 (gene HEY2). The record is from RefSeq and is a predicted model, not a curated record. Lineage: Eukaryota; Metazoa; Chordata; Aves; Passeriformes; Fringillidae. Gene Ontology annotation, biological process: regulation of transcription by RNA polymerase II; regulation of neurogenesis; circulatory system development. Gene Ontology annotation, cellular component: nucleus. Bases 158 to 1168 code for a protein of 336 amino acids. The transcript has 5 exons. Gene Ontology annotation, molecular function: DNA-binding transcription factor activity, RNA polymerase II-specific; RNA polymerase II cis-regulatory region sequence-specific DNA binding; protein dimerization activity.